This is a messenger RNA of Aedes aegypti (yellow fever mosquito), 8650 nucleotides long. It is a transcript of the gene enc, whose product is annotated as protein encore. Bases 1515 to 7226 code for a protein of 1903 amino acids. Gene Ontology annotation, molecular function: nucleic acid binding. The record is from RefSeq and is a predicted model, not a curated record. Lineage: Eukaryota; Metazoa; Arthropoda; Insecta; Diptera; Culicidae. The transcript has 14 exons.
CAGCAGCACAGUUCGGGUUUUGCCUUCGUCGUGGCCACACGUCGUCCUCGUCCAGUGUCCAGUGUCAGUGUUGUAGUCAGCCGAGCGAGAGGUGCACCCCAGUGAUUGUGAUCGGGUUGCCCCUUUCGCCUUCGCGCCCCCCACCACAAAAACCGCGCCCGCGUCUCUCCGAGCGCCUGUGCGUAUGUGCUAUCCGUUCUUUCGAUGAGUGUGCGUGAGUGCUCCCCCAAAACGCUAUCAAUUGAUUGCUAUGCGUUAGUUUUUCGAUCGGAUUGGGAGUUGAGAGUCGCACGUUCUUCUGUUCGAUAGGCCCAAAAGUUCCCCCAGGUAGAAAGAAAGUGUGUGCAAUUUGUUUGAAAAUGGUGCAAAAAGUGGCAAUCGCGGUGCCAAAGAUGGCAACUUGCAAACGGGGAAUCGUGCUGGGGAAGUGAAUUUGGGGUUUCGUACAAAUAAGGAUUGAAUAAUCUUUUCGGGAAUCGACAGAGGGAUUGAGGGUGAAAAAAUGCCAUCGAAAAGCGAAAAACGGAGAUGGGCAGCAUACAAUUUUAAAAAUAGUUCUAAGUGAAAUGAAGGAAAAUACACGAAGAUACCGUUGAAACGCAAAGGAAGAACCGUACUCACCAAUUGUGUGCGUGCGAAGAAAAAAAAACAAAACCUGCCAUCACCAGUGUGUGAAAAUUUAGAGAAAACAAAAAUCAAAAGUGACAACAAUUGUAUCCAUUAGAGAGACACAUAGAAAAAACGACAAACAAAGCCAUACUCCGUUGUAGAUUCAGCUUCGCCGUCGUCUUCGUCGAAAGAAUCCGAACCACCACUCAAGUGAGCGGCCGAGUGGUUUUCUGUGACUGAGAUCCAAGCUGCAGGCAACUCAGCGCGCGUUCGCUUCCUCACGAGGAGCGAGUGCCCCAAAUGGGUGGAAAAUCGUCGAUUUCGUCGUCGGUGCUGUUGUUACGUAAUGCUGCCUGCGAAUACGCUCGUAGUCCGGUUCGGUCAAUGGAACGCCACGACGACGAAGAAGAUUGUGACGGGGCUUGAAGAUGCCAUCGCUUCUUCCCGCGUGCUAAAUUCAUGAAUUACGGUUCAAGCAGCAGGGAUCACGCAUAUUUAUCCCCCUUAUCUGUAGUGAAAUCGUGGAAGUUCGCCCCGAACCAUUCCCCGCAGUGAUCCUGUGACUCUGUGAAGAAAAAAAGAGGUUGUGCAGGUGCUGGUUCUGCGUGCACGGUUGCGGUGAACAGUGAUUUGUUUUCGUGCUUCAACCUCAACCUUGACGAAGUCGGUUGGGGUUGUUUCUAGUGAAAAGAAGAAGAUUUCAGUGGUGUGACACGGAGAUAGAGAGAGAAAAAGCGAGGCGCGUUCGAGUUCGUGUUGUGGAUUGGACAUCGCAAAGAAACCCGUACAAGCUGGCUGCACUCGCCGAUUACUUUGGAGAUAUUUUCCUUUCAUUAACCAAUAAGAAAAAUACCGCUAGCAAGCAAAAGAAAAGCAAGAAAAGCAAACGCCACUCCUCGCAGAACAUGAGUUCAGGCAGUUCCGCACAAGUCGCCGUCGUAUUACCGAACAAUAAUAAUAACAAUAGCAUCAACAGCAGCGGCAACAAAGCACCAUCCGUCUCCACCGUUGCAGGCACCGGUAUUGGCACUGACAGUAGUGCUUCAGUAGUCACAGCACCACCACCUCAAUCAUCAUCAUCAUCAUCUGCACCGAGCACUUCCACCAACACCAACAGCAAAUCAUCCAGCUGGCAACCCUGUCCGUCGUCGCCAUCGGAAACCUACCACAGUAAUACUAACAACAACAACCACCAUCACCAGAGCAACAACAACGUUGGUUGUAGUAAUAUGGCAACCGUAGCGACGGCAACAGCGGCAACGACGUCGACAGUAAGUUCGGUUAUUGCGUCACCGGCGUCGUCUAGUAGUACAAAUGCACAGAAGGAGCUUACAUCGACGUCGUUGUCGUCGAUGGCGGAGGAUCUCUCGGGCCAAGUGACGACAGCAGCGGCACCCACUUCGACAGCACCCUCAGCUGAUCCAGCCAAUCGACCGACCAGCCUCGGCGGCAGACAACGGACUCUUGGCGGAAAAGGCAAGCAUUUAACCCGAAGUCACGCCAUGCGUGAGUCAACCUCUCCUCCCCGAACGCCCACACCGCGAUCACCCUCAGAUCAGCUGAACAACAACAACAACAGUAAUGGCUCUCCGAGUCAGCAGCAAAACAUGCUCCCCAUCAACGUGACUUCGUCCGAGCCACCGUGCAUCAGUAGCAGCAACUCGCACUCACCAGUUUCCGAAUCUCGACUGUUCAACAACAACAACAAUGACUACGGCAACAAACAGACUUGUAGCAAUUCGCCAAAUAUCGUUGUCUACGGGGGCGACGAACGGGGCGGCAAAAGCCAGUUGGAUCUAGACUUUCCCAAGCUAACGCCCCCCAAGUCGUCCUUUGGACCCAAUGGCAACGGCAAGAAUAGCAAUGGUAGGACUAGCAACAAUAGUACCAGUAGUAACUCUAAGAGUGAAUCAGACAAACAAGACCAUCAACCAGGGCAGGGCGCCAAAGGCAAGAAUGCCGAACUGGUAGACCAGAAGGAACUGAAACAACAGACCGGGCCACUGAUGCUGGACUGCGGGGAUCAGUCGGUCAAGUCCGGUCUGGCCGUUUCGUCGCCUGCCAUCAUCCCCAACAAUACGUCAUCAUCGUCGCCAGUAUCAUCAAAUAAUAACUAUUGUGAUAAUGAGAAUCGUAAUUUACGUGAGGUUAAUUUUAGUGCUAAUAAUAAUGAUUCUAACAAUCAGAUUAAUAUACAAUUUUCACAUGAGGAAAAUCGAUAUAUACAAUGUGAAAGUCCUACUGAUAGCCUUAUAAGAAAUAAUAGUAGCUCUAAUGGUAAUCUUAAUAGUAGCGCCCAUAACAAUAAGAAGCACCGCGUUGCAGGAGGAAACGGUGGCGGUGGUGGAGCUGGAGGAGGGGGAGGAGGAGGUGGGAAUGGAAUUCCCGUCACCGGCAAAGGCAAUAAGCCGCGGCUUAAAAAUAUGAGCGGUGGAUCGUCAUCGAGUAUGGAUGGCGGUGGUUCAAUCGGCGGUAGUUGCGGGGGAGGUGGAGGAUCUACGAGCUUUCUUUCACGGGACAACUCGUGCGAGCAGUUUACCGACCAGAGUGGCGUAAACCUGAUACAGUUCUUCAAGGAGACGCUCAACAAAAACUUCAAGGACCGCAAUAUGUUGAUGAAGAUCGAGAAGGAACUGCUGGCCCUGGCUAUGGAUCGCACCCGCAGCCAGAUCAAGUUCCCGCCAAUGUCUUCCUACAACCGGAUGUUGAUCCACCGGGUGGCGGCGUACUUCGGCAUGGAGCACAACGUGGAUGCCACCCAGCAGAGUGUGAUUGCCGAGGUCACUUCGGCUACGCGGAUACCGGAAAUCCGGUUCAAGACGCUGAUCAACGAGAGCUUCUCCGAGGAACCACGCAAGUCGAUACUGAAGCGAGACACGCACAGCUUCGACGAGUAUCGGUACGGGAUGUUGCACUGUCCCGAUCGGGGCAUACUGGACAGGAAGGCGAAGAGCUUCGAGGAACGGGAGGAGGAGUACGAUAAGGUCAAGAGGAGGAUCUUCAAGAAUCGCGAGGUGCGUAUUUCGACAUUUAUGGAUGGCAGCUCCGAAGAACACUGGCAGUGGAUGUCAACUGAUAAUCCCGAGCCGCCAAACGGUCGACCUAAGCUUCAGAACAAUCGCCUGCUUAAAGUACAAUCAGUGUCAAUUGAAGGGCGAUCGGACGAGCGACCGUGUGUAUCGAAAUCGCACAGUUUCGGAGGCUACGGAGGCUCGUCGCAAAAUGCGCCGCUUCUGCGAGGCGACUCCAUCACGUCCACCAAGAGUGCCAGCGGACGCCUGUUCACCAAGCAGGACUCCAACGCUAGUACAAACACUCCCUGGCGAUUGUCCCCGUCCAGCAGUGGGUCGUACUUUACUUUCAGCUACAAAACCCAAUCGAUUCGAUCCGACUCGGUAACCCCGUCGCCAACCGGAUAUGGUAGUGGUGAUCACACUCCGGAACCAUGUAUCCAAUCGCCCUCCUCGUCCUGCGGCGUAGUUUGGGCGGUCACAGACAUGGCGAGCGUCCCGAAGGGAAGUGUGCUGAUUGAUCCUCAGACGCUGCAGCCGAUUGUCAAUCAAGAUGGCUCGAUCUACCACUUCGAUCCAUCGAACCUGCCGGCCACGGCGAAUCUCCCGGGCAGCGUUCCCAGGGUGCAGAAGAAGAAGUUCGAAAAGCAGAAGUCCUUCAGCAGCCGGAACAAUCUCAACAGUAGCAGCUCGCUCGAAUGUUCGAUCGAUCUUCCGCUGGGCAACAAAAAUGACUGCGGUCAGCAGACCAUAACCAACGCCACUACCACCAUUGCCGAGGAGGUCGGCAGUGACCUGAUCUACGAUGGCUCUACGAGUACGAUUAAGAUUACCACGAGGGAUAAUCAUGAUAUUGACGAAAAUUCUAGUCUAUGCGAGGAAAUCUCACAAACUACCAAUGAGCUUGGUACACUCAAGCUGCAGAAACACCAAGCUACCAGUCCAAUGCUGCAGGCCAGCGAACUGCAGCCCUUGGAGCUGAAUGAGAUUCAGCUCAACGCCAACCAUGAGCAUGACCAUGGUACCCUUUCGGAAGCCGUUACACCGUUGCUAACCGAUCCUGAAACAGGCGGCGGCGGAACUCUCAUGGUAGCGGUCAACAGUGAUACUAGUAGUGUCAAACACGAUAACCAACCGGAGCAUCAACAGCAUGGCUUGGCCAGCGACGAUGCCAACGAUGCCAACAGCGAGCACUCCCAAGAGGCGGACAAAAAAGACGAAACGGGCGGCGGCAAGAUGAACGCGGUACAGACAGUUCCUUUGGUAAGUUACUCCAACUCGGCGACACCCAACAGUGCGUACACGAUCAACUACGAAAACGGCGGCGGAACUCCAGGCGGGGCCGGGACUGCCGUUUACGCUUCCGGUGCUCCAGGAUUGUCGACGACAUAUCAGACAGGGCCGGACGGCACUAUCUACGCUGUACCUUCACCACUAGUUUAUACAUAUCCUUCGGCGAUGGAUCCGGAAAUGUCCGGAUAUUUUGUUCCUGUCUACGACCAGCAGCGUGAUCCGAACAUGUGCACUGCUGCGGGUACACCAGUCUACCAAGCAGCGGCAGCCGCUGCCGGGGCGGCCUCUACAGUAUUACCCAUAGCGUACACUCCAACGGCGGCUUACAGCGGUGCUCCUCUCUACCAGAAUCCGACGGCGGUCAUGUACUCUUCGGAGCAGUUCCCAACUUCGGCGCAAGCAACGGCCGCUGCCGCAGCUACAGCCGGUCCUCUUCCGCAAUAUCCAAUCGGGUAUCCGAUUAGCAUUGGCUAUCCCUUCAAUAGUACAGCUUACCAAAACUACUGGAAUCAACCGAUCACAUAUUAUCAUCUUCCCCAAACACCGGUACCAUCCGCGGGAAGCACUCCGAUCAUAAUGCCACCUCCGCAGACUCCCACGAAUAGCAGCAUGAUGUCAGCGACUUCCAUGCAUGGCAAACGAAACACGACACCCCCUAACCACGGCCAACAGUCGCAAAAUCAAGGGCAAAGCGCAUCCGUAACACCGGUACCGAUUUCGCCGUUUACUACCAACAUACCGAUGCAAUUGCCGGAUCCUAGCGCCGGCCCCAUGUACGCAAUUCCUCAACCUAUCUACUCUAAUAUGCUUCCAUUUGCUGGUCCUAUGACUCCGCAUCCUCAUCAUCCGUCUGCUGGUGCGGGUGGCGGCGGAACAAUCGUAAACUCAGUACUUCCCACUGCCACUGCAGCUGCUGCCAUCAGUUACCAUCCACAUCCACAUUCACAGUCCAAUCAGGGCAAUCUGGACUCGCUACCCUCCAGCAAUGGGUCGGCCAGCAACAUCUACUCAAACACUAGUCAGAACAACAAUGCCCAAACGCCUCAAUCCACGCCAAGCACGCCACUCUCAUUGCCGCUCUCGUUACCUCCCCAUGGCAAGAAUCCACCCCUCUUUGCCACUCCUCCUAUUCUUCCCAAUGGCUACAACCCUCAAAUGGGCUCCGCUUCGGGUAGCGGAAGUGGUGCUGCUGGUCAUCACCACUACAACCCUAGCCAUUCGUACGAAGACCGUAAAAGCAGUGGAUCCAGCGGUGGCUACCAGGGAAAGCGAUCAAAUCCCAACAGCGGCAACUACUUCAACUAUAGCAACAAUAACAGCAGCCGCCAGAUGACUCCCAACAGUGUUGGCGGCGGAAGUGGCAGCAACUAUCAGAACCAAGGCAAUUCCGGAACCAAUGGCCCCAAGAGCUACGUAAACUCGAACAAUACAGGGAACAAUCAAAAUUCUAACAACGGCGGCAAUGGCACCGGACCACUCAUGCUAGGACAACCCCCGAAGGGUCGAUCUGAAGGCCAGACAACCGUGACCAAGCCACCACUGAUACCAACAUUACCAAACAACAAUAAUAAUAGCACUAGCAGUAAUACCAACCCUAGCGAUAAGACACGCAUCAACCGUUCAUCAAAGCCACCAAAUCUAGACUUAAAGCGAAGCUACAACAAUUUUAACGUAAACAGUAGAAAUACGCCGAGCACAAACUCAACGGAAAGUAACAACUCACCAAACAGUAUUACAUCGUCAUCGGUGCACGAGCAUCACCAGCAGCAGCUGCCACAUCCGCACCAUCACCACCAUCCGCAGUCGCAUCACCCAUUCGCCCACAGUAGUAGCGGUGGAAGCGGAGGAUCAAACCCGUCGCACCAUCCGUACUACCAGUCGCAGCAGCAGCAACAUCAACCGCAGCAGCAGACCUACUACCACCACAGCCAGCGCGGUGGUAGCGUUGGUAGUAAUAGCGGAGGCUCCAGUGCUACGGCCGGAGGGGCAGCAGCUGGCCACGCCAUGCCGUCGAGUGCCAUUCAGUCGGCGGCGGCCGUCGCUGCGGCUGCAUGUGCCGCUGCGGCCAUCGAGCCGUACCACUCGCAGCUGAUUCCACUGAAUGCCGCCGGGAUGUCCUACGUCAAAAUCGGGCAGACCUACUUUACGCAUCCCUCCUUGGCAUUGCCUCCGAGUCGCAGGUCGCCUCCAAACGAUAUACGUCCAAUUGCUGGAGUCUACCCAGCCAUGAAUAUGGUGAUGCCAGCAUCACGACAGUUCACACCACGACCUCAGCAUAGCGGCGGAUACAAGGGCAACAAGGCGCCAAGAUAAAAAGCUUGCUAAUAUUCCGUAACUCAUCAAAUAUGGAUAAUGAAAAUCUAAGCAACAAGUAUAGAAUACGAAUACUAAAACAGAAAAAAAUCGCACUAUUUAAGGAACGCUAAUCACAAUGGAUGGAUUAGAAUCACUUAUAGAACACAACCAUAGACAAAGACGAAAACACACGCGUAUCUGUGGCCAAGACCAUUUCCCGUCCGACAACACGUCACCAAAGCGGAUGGAGAACGAUAAGUCGUUUUUUAAAAUCGGAAAGCCCUAAGAAAUGGUCGCCGCGGUAAGAAGAAGAGGAAGGAGGGUCUAGCGAGAACAAAAACGAUCGCCCGUGAAGAGAAAAUGCCAUUUAUUUUAUUACCGAUAAAAAUUAUUAAUAUAUACAUAUAUAUGAUUAUGAUUACCACAUUACAUAACAGUGAAAGCAACACUAGAGAAAAAAUAAUAAAAAUAUGAUACCAGUUAAUAACUGAUAGAAACCUAAAACUUAAAGCAACAAAAAAAAAUCAGAGUGAAUAAAAUGACAAAACAAAACAUAAAAACGUAAGUAAACGCUCUACCAGUGAUUCAAUCAACGCUAUGCGAAUUAUUUCUAAAAUAAUUUUUAAACGCGGGAUGAAGACGAAAAGAAGACAACGCGAAAAGCAAAAUAGCACAAAAACUCCUGAAACAGUGAUCAACAAACAAAAAAACAGAAAGUAAGUAAAAGCAAGAAGCGAGGAUUGUUGAAUAGGUGGAUAAGAUGUGUUCAGAAAAGAGCGGAGAAAGCGCUGGAAGUAAAACUGCCGCCCACACUACUCUUUUUAAAAUUAUCAAACUGCUCGCAGAAACUGUUGAGCGCCCAGGACUGCGACAUCCUAGUUUGCCAACAUGCCGAAACGGUCACGAAGAAACGGAAUGAGCCAAGCCAGAAUCAGUAGCUAGUGAAUCGCACACACACACUCACAGAGGCGGAACUUGUAUCGUAAACUAUCAAACUAAUUACAAAAUAUUACUUAUAUAAAAUACCAUUUCAUUAGAGCAUGACACAGAACCCAAAAUCAAGCCGUUUACAGAAAAAUGUAUAUGAAAAUUUAUUUAUAUAACAAAUGCAAGCAAGAGUGCGACGCAUAAAUAUAACAGAACAUAGUAGCGAAAAACUAACGAUUAUUUAUCCAUAAAACCAACUGAAAUGUGCUGAAACAAAAAAAAACAACAUCGUAGUGUAGUAGAGAAGACAGAAAAGCGAAACCAUGAGAAAAUAUACGUUAAAUUGUUAAAACAACUCGGCGGCGGCGCAUCUUAUAGUGAGGGAUACGGAUGAUAUUUCAAGCAUUUUAAAAGAACGCAUAGAACUACAUACCAAGCGGCUAAGACAAACGAAUUAAUCCACACAUUUCUUCCUUUUUAUCGGUGAUAUUUGCCUAGUGGUGAGCAAAAAAAAA